ACAGCAACCGCAGCGUACAACGACAUUACUCGCAGGAACCUCCUGCUGGUCGCUGACACGAUCCGGGAGCAGAUAGCUGACGCCAAGUUCAUUGCGAUCGAUACAGAGUUCACUGGGCUGUCUAUUAGCAAUGCCUCGCCGGUCUUUGGCUUCAACACCCAAGAGUGGGUGACGCGCGCUACGCAGAUGGAAGACAAGUACAAGGCCAUGUCCAAUGUUGCCAAGUCGCAUGCGCUGGUCUCGCUCGGCAUGAGCGUGUUCUCCAAGCGCCACAGCAAGCCUGGGAGCUUCAACGUCAACAACUACAACUUCACUGUCCAGCAGCAGAACUCGCACCUGAUCAGCGCCAACAGCGUUGCCUUCCUGGCCCAGAACGGGUUUGAUCUGAACAGGCAGGCAUCUGAGGGGAUCCGGUUCUAUGCUGGUCCCAACCCGAUGCCGCCUGUGACCAGGAACGAGCUGGCCAACAGAGAAGGCCUGGCUAUGCGCGAGAUCUUUUUGGACAUUAUUCGCUCCAAAGUGCCGCUGGUCAUUCACAACGGGCUGUUCGAUCUGGUGUAUGUCUACCAGGCAUUUGUUGGACCGUUGCCCGACUCGUACAAUGCAUUUGCCUACGAUCUGUCCGAGAUGUUCCCUGGAGGCAUCUUUGACACAAAGUACAUCUCGGAGAUGGUGGAACCCGGAAGCGCCUCAUUCCUCGCAUACACAUUCCACAAAAACGAGCGGAUCCAGAAGCGGCGCUUGGAGACCGACGAGCCUGCGGUUCAGGCCAAGCUCAAGAGCCCGCUAAAGUACCAGGAGCCGGCCGAGCCCACUUAUCCGGCUCUGCCGGAAGCCGAGAAGGACAUAGAGUACUGCCUGAACUUUGCACUGCACGGCCACUGCCGGUUCAGGAACAAGUGCCCCAAGUCGCAUGACAUCAACUUCAUCCUGGACUGCCAGGAGCGCGAAGAGGCGAAGAAGAAGGCGAAGGAGUCGGGAGGCGAAGGGCCGGAGAGCAGCGCCAAUGGUGAUGACAGCAAGAAGCGCAAGCGCGGUGCUGGUGACGAAGGUAGCGCUGACUCCUCAGAUUCGGACAGCAAAAAGGCGCACAAGGCGCGCAAGCACUCGGAAGAGGCCGCCAGCAAGCCCAGCAGCAGUGACAACGAGAACAUGUACCACACAGCCGCCUACGACGCAUACAUGACGGGCUACAUCUUCGCCUCGCACCAGAUCCGCCUUGGCGAGGGAAUUGGGGAAUACAUGAACAAGGUCUAUCUGAUGGGUCGUCCCGACCAGCCGCUCCUCAUCAAGCCCAGCCUGUUUGCCAGCAACUCG
Molecule: messenger RNA, 1317 nt
Organism: Linderina pennispora
Lineage: Eukaryota; Fungi; Kickxellomycota; Kickxellomycetes; Kickxellales; Kickxellaceae
Product: ribonuclease CAF1
Exons: 1
Biological process (GO): snRNA 3'-end processing
Cellular component (GO): cytoplasm; Cajal body
Molecular function (GO): snRNA binding; metal ion binding; 3'-5'-RNA exonuclease activity
Source: RefSeq, a predicted model, not a curated record